Messenger RNA from Osmia lignaria (orchard mason bee), 959 nucleotides. RefSeq names its product phosphoglyceromutase 78 (gene Pglym78). The record is from RefSeq and is a predicted model, not a curated record. NCBI's taxonomy places the organism in Eukaryota, Metazoa, Arthropoda, Insecta, Hymenoptera, Megachilidae. Gene Ontology annotation, biological process: glycolytic process. Gene Ontology annotation, molecular function: intramolecular phosphotransferase activity.
GCUUUCAACUGAAACAGUUGUGCAGAUAUAUUGAGCAGGGACUGCUUGCGAAUCGCGUUUCCUGUUUACGUGCUGUUAAUUUUUCUAAUAGAAAAAUGUCGAAAUAUUCGAUUGUUAUGGUUCGCCAUGGAGAAAGUGAAUGGAAUAAAUUAAACUUAUUCUGUGGAUGGUAUGAUGCCAAUUUAUCUGACAAAGGUAAAGCUGAAGCAGUUUCAGCAGGAAAAUCAGUUAAAGAGGCAGGUUAUACUUUUGAUAUAGCUCAUACUUCAGUAUUAACAAGAGCUCAAGAAACUUUAAAGGCAAUUCUGAAAGAAAUAGGCCAAGAAAACAUUCCUAUUUGUAAAACAUGGCGUCUGAAUGAACGUCAUUAUGGUGGUUUAACUGGAAUGAACAAAGCUGAAACUGCUGCCAAAUAUGGUGAAGAACAAGUACAAAUUUGGAGAAGAUCAUUCGAUGUACCUCCUCCACCCAUGGAACCAGACCACAAAUAUUAUGAUACAAUAGUAAAAGAUGCAAGAUAUGCCAAUGAACCAAAACCAGAAGAAUUCCCCAAAUUUGAAUCAUUGAAAUUGACUAUUGAAAGGACAUUACCUUACUGGAAUAAUACUAUUAUUCCACAAUUAAAAGAAGGAAAGAAAAUUAUCAUUGCUGCUCAUGGAAACAGUUUACGUGGCAUAGUAAAGCAUAUAGAUCAACUGAGCAAUGAUCAAAUCAUGGGUUUAAAUUUACCAACUGGUAUUCCAUUUGUCUAUGAAUUAGAUGAAAACUUUAAACCUGUUGUGUCUAUGAAAUUUUUAGGUGAUGAAGAAACUGUUAAAGCUGCAAUGGCUGCAGUUGCUGCACAAGGAAAAGCUAAGUAAUGUUAAAAAGAAAAUUUAUUAUCAAAUUUUUAACAUUACAUAUGUAUGAAAAAUUGAUUAGUUUCUUGUUUUAUCAUUAAAAGUUCAGUUUAUUUAUAA